AAAAGAAGGAAAAACGGAGCAAGGUCUUGGAAGGGCUGUUUAUCCGCGGCAAGAGUUUGCUUCGACAAAGAUGAUUGCUAUUGGCUCAAUCAGAUAUCUCCAGCUUCUCCCUCCAACAGAUCUCCCUUCAUUCAACCAUAAUCCCCCUCUCCCAAUUCUCAAUUGCCAUACUGGGUUCAAGAAUCCAUCAUUUUUCCUAGUACCUCUAAUCUAUCGCCAAAUCAUAGCUUCCUCCUCGUCGACGUCAGAAUAUACAGCUAUAGCUAAUGAGCAAACCCCAAUGGAAAAUAUUAAUUCUGUGCCGAAUUCUUCCAUGACUCUUCUCUUUGUCGAAAUGGGCGUCGGCUAUGAUCAACAUGGGCAAGACGUUACCUCUGCAGCAAUGCGGGCUUGUAAGGAUGCAAUUUCUUCCAAUUCAAUACCGGCUUUCAGAAGAG
This is a messenger RNA of Nicotiana tabacum (common tobacco), 437 nucleotides long. Lineage: Eukaryota; Viridiplantae; Streptophyta; Magnoliopsida; Solanales; Solanaceae. The record is from RefSeq and is a predicted model, not a curated record.